Ruditapes philippinarum (Manila clam) is the source of this 4284-nucleotide messenger RNA. Its product is annotated as serine/threonine-protein kinase 31-like. The record is from RefSeq and is a predicted model, not a curated record. NCBI's taxonomy places the organism in Eukaryota, Metazoa, Mollusca, Bivalvia, Venerida, Veneridae. Gene Ontology annotation, biological process: spermatogenesis; protein phosphorylation. The transcript has 28 exons. Gene Ontology annotation, molecular function: protein kinase activity; RNA binding; ATP binding. The coding region runs from base 84 to 4265 and encodes 1393 amino acids.
CCUAAUCUAAAUGGUUAGCAGUUUAGUUCUGCCCAACAACAACAAUCGAUGGAACCAGUCUAAGUUAUACAUGUGCAGAAAAAAUGGCUCGAAAAGGGCUACAAACAUUCAAUGUUUUCGUUGGUAAUUUGCCAACGGAUGCAAAUGAGCGCAAUGUAGGAAAAAUGUUCACACCGUAUGGUGAGAUUUCUGGAAUAAUUGUGAAGGAGACGACUAAAGUGCAGCCACCUUACAAUAAAUAUGCAUUUGUUAAGUUUUUCUGUGAGCCUGAUGCAGAGAAAGCUGUGCUAGAAUUAGACAAGACAAAUGUACAGGGUUCACAGAUUGUAGUAAAGAGAGCUGAAGAUAGGAAAGACAAGAAAAAACCAUUUGGUGAAGGAGGUGGAAGGCGGGGUCCUAGAGAAAUGGAAUGUGGGGUCAGUCAGACUGAUUGGAUAUGUAUUGUACCCGAAUGUAGAAACAGCAACUUCGCCUGGCGUUUAACAUGUAACAAGUGUAAUGCUCCAAAACCAGAAAUUCCUACAUCCAAUGACACAGUAGAGACUGGUAGUAAUAGAAGUGGACCAACAUUUCCAUCAAUGGGUGCUGCAGUAGAACAAGACAAUCAGGGUCAACGAGAGGCUGUAAUGAUUACCUUUGUAGAAAACCCUAUAUCCCUGUGGGUGCAGAUCGUUAGUGAUGAAAACACACAGAAAAUCUUCAGUAUAACAGAACAGUUGGCACAGCUAUGCCCUAUAGCCCAGCAUGUCUCAGGUCAGCCUGAUCUUGGAAAGAUAUAUGGCUGCUGUUUUGCUGAAGAUGGCAUGUGGUACAGGUGUCAAGUUAAACAAUUUCUAGGCACAGAUAAGUACAAGAUACAGUAUAUAGAUUAUGGUAACACGGAGGAAGUUUCCUCCAGCAGUCUAGUGGAGCUCGCACCCAGUGUUGCCAGCGUGAAGGGUCUGGCAUUCAAGGUUCAACUAAAUAACACAAGAGCGAAAGAUUUGAGUGAUAAACUGGGAAAACAGUUUCUGAAAGCAUUGACUGAUAAUCAGAUGGGUCAAUUAGUGCGAACCCGUGCACUAGCUGAUGGAAGUGGUUAUUAUGGACAUUUAUAUAUAGACAAUAUAUCAGUAGGUGACAGUAUGAUCUCAGCUGGUUACUGUACUACUCGACCAACAAUGGGUAAAACCCCUCGACAACAAAAUGAGACUGGAAUGUUUCCUGAACCCCCCGGACCACAGCUGAUGGGGCCACCACCAUAUGCUGCUGGAAUGAAACCUCAGAGGGAUCGAAAUACUGUAUCCCCGUUGGGUCAGCCACCUCCGUUGAUGGGACUUCCAAUGAUGGGAAUGCCACCAGUUGGACAGCAACACAUGCCAAAUAUGGGUUACCCUCCCAUGCAAAUGGCACAACAAGAUCUUGCUAGAGAUAAAAAGUUACAAAGUAAGCUGACGAAGAAGAAUCAGGAAAACGAGAAGUUGCGUACGGAAAAAGAUGCUGCCAAUAUGCAGGCAGAAUAUAUGCGCUCAAAGGUCAAGACAUUACAAGAGGAGUUUGCGGCAUCUGCAGCCAAGCUACGGGAAGACACAAUAUCUAAACGUAUAAAUACAGUAGUAGCCUUGUCAGCUGUUGUUAGACAUCUCAGAGAGCAAUUUCCCACAAGUAAAUCAACAUGUUUACUAGAGGAGGCUAUGGCGUUAUGUACAGAAUGCGAGAGAGUAGAUAAUAGCAAAUGUAAGUCAUUAGGGGAAGUGUCUACAUCAUUAGCUCGAUACAAGGCUGCCCAAGAUGAGAUUAAAAAAUGCAAAGAGCAGGGAGAGUUACAGGAUUUGAUUGGCACAAGAGAUGAGUGUCGUAAAGGUUUACACAAGAGUCUUUGUGUAUGUCUUGAAGAGAUGGAAAAUCUACCGUUAGAAACAAGAUAUAAACAAGUACAGGAAACUCAGUUAAGAUUAAUGAACACCUAUAGCGAGUACUUGAAAAUACAAGUCCAGGAUGUACCCAGUCUAGAAAAUGUGGCUCCAGGAUUUAUUUCCUGGAAGACGAAGAAAGACACUGAGUUUAAAGAUGUGCGGACGGCUACAGAUUUCUGUGAGGGAGCCUUACAAACUGCUCUUAAUCAAGUGAAACAGCUGAUCAGUGUAGAGACUAAUCCAGAGAUAGAGAAAUCUGAUGUUGACAUUGACGACUUGUUCAAGACAUAUUCACACGCACUUCAGAGAGAGGUCAACGUAACUGACUUGGUGCACGGGAAGGAUUCCAAUCUAAUUGCCAUAGUAAUUGCUUCGGUGAGAAAAGAGCUAAAUCAGGAGGCUGCCACCCUUGAGAAUAUUGCCACACUACAUAGAGAAUUCAAUACUCGUAAACUCUCCAUUGAGCCAUGGCUAGAUAAACCACCAACAUUUUCACAUGUCCAGGAGAAUAGAAAACAAGUGAAAAGUUUAAGAUCGAAAUUGAGGCAUCUACAGGCAGAUAAACAGGACCUUGAGGAGAGUGGGGAUGAGGAAGAGUUGGCAGGUGUGAAGAAAGAGGAGGAUAAGAUACGCGCACAGUUACAGGAUGCCCUCGUACAGUCAGAUUCACUAUCAACAGAGGUAGCAACAUUGGCUGAAUCCAAUUUUCCAGAGUUGAUUCUACAAUAUCCCGAUCUUGGUAUAGAUAGUUAUUUGUUGUACAAAGGCCUUGUGAAGGCAAACAGGGACAUUGACUAUUAUAGUCUGAAGCCUGGUUUCCGGCCUGGUAUAUACACCUCAGUAUUCAGUGGGCAGCCGGUCUUACUACAGGAAUUCCAUAUUGAAGAUACAGAACAGUUUAUGAAGCAACUAGUCAGUUACAACGGUGAUUCAAACCAAAUACAAGCAGUUUUCUUCUCCAAGUCGGAUAGACUUGCGUAUGUACAAACAGCCUGGGAUGGUGGACAUUUGUUGGAUAAAGCCAUGAAAAUGAAGAAACUAAGUGCCGAGGAGGCACAUAAUGUUUGUGUUAGUUUAGCAGAACAAUUAGUGCAGAUUCAUGCUCGUGAUUGUAUACAUGGAGAGAUAACUCCACAAGCUGUCAUCAUGAGGGAAGAUAACUCUGUCACACUUAUGUAUCCAGAUUUCUCAAAAUCACCCGGUGAGCGUGUCAGUAAACGUUAUGCAGCAGAAGGGGGUUUUGUAUUUCAGACCCCAGAAUUACAGUACACCUCUCCGGAAGUUCUGGGUAAUGCAGCAGACGUCUAUAACUUAGUUCUUCUCAUUUUCUGGUUAAUAUGUCCAAACCAUGAAGCCCCAUCUUUAUCAAAUGGCAGCCUUGAUACCAAGCAGUUUAGUCCAACCAUGCAGCAACUGUUUGAUGGGGUGUUAAGUGGGAAAGCAGCUAAAAGGGUUCACGCUAAACAAGUCUUUCAAAUGUUACAAGAAGCCAAGCCCACAGAGGUGUGCCAACAGGAGCCAGUGCCAGUAUCUAAGCCCGCCCAAACAGCACCAGCACCAGUCAUGUCCACCCCUGUCAUCAAGAGCACAAAUGAACCGAUGGAGAUAGGAGUGUUUAGAGCAGAAGAUUACAUGACUGAGACGAACAUACUACCAGUUCAACCAGAGCCUGUGUAUAACGCUGGAGCAGACACAGAUAAUUCAUGGACAACGGAAAGCUUGUCAGCAACUAGCAGCAGUCGUGGUGGCUCACCACUUGACAACACUGUGUUAGAGACUGCUAAAUCUGAUAUUCCAGAAUCAGUAUCUAAUCAUACCAUUGAUGGUACAGACUUUCAAGAAGAAAUCUCAGGGAACAUGGAUGAUACUGGAUCAGAAGGUGUCGCAGAGGUUACAAAGUCAGAAGGAAACACAAAGGUAUCAGGAUCUGGAGACAUUACAGAUGUAACUCUAUCUGGAGGAGUCACAGAGGUUAAAGAAUCUGAGGAGACAACAAAUAAAACAGAAUCAGAAGAGGUUGUGGAGGUUACACAGUCUGAGGUAACACCUUCUGAAAGGGCCAUAGAGGUUACACCAUCUGGAGGGACCACAGAGGUAACACCGUCUGGAGGGACCACAGAGGUAACACCGUCUGGAGGGACCACAGAGGUAACACCUACUGAGGGAGUCUCCGAUGUUUCAGGAUCAGAAGAAAUCGCAGAGAUUACAGAGAAAGGGGCAGCUUGUGAGAAGACAGUAGCUGAUAAUUCAUUGAAGAUGUUGCUACUAAAGCAGGAAGAUAUUCCUCAUAUUAAUGGACCAUCUCGAAGCCAGUCCCCUCUGUCAAAUCUGUUGAAUAUGAUGAUCAAGAAAAGUACAAAAAGUGACUAGGACAUGUUGAUAAUGGAUA